Messenger RNA from Oryza brachyantha (malo sina), 1894 nucleotides. Its product is annotated as ultraviolet-B receptor UVR8. Lineage: Eukaryota; Viridiplantae; Streptophyta; Magnoliopsida; Poales; Poaceae. The transcript is spliced from 11 exons. Bases 32 to 1354 code for a protein of 440 amino acids. The record is from RefSeq and is a predicted model, not a curated record.
CGCUCGAUCACUCGCUUCCAAGUAAGUUGGCAUGGAGGUGGACGCCGCCGCCGACUACGACGAGGUGGUCCCGGAGGCGCCGGAGCGCUCCGUCGUCCUCAUCUCCGCCGGCGCCAGCCACUCCGUCGCCCUGCUCACCGGCGGGGUGGUGUGCUCUUGGGGGCGCGGCGAGGACGGGCAGCUCGGGCACGGCGACGCGGAGGACCGGCCGGCGCCGACGGCGCUGACGGCGGCCUUCGCCGCCCCGGGCAUUGUCUCCGUCAUCUGCGGCGCCGACCACACCACCGCCUACUGCGACGAGGAGCUGCAGCUCUACAGCUGGGGGUGGGGCGACUUCGGGAGGCUCGGCCACGGCAACUCCAGCGACGUGUUCAACCCGCAGCCCAUCCAGGCGCUCCAGGGCGUCCGGGUCGCCCAGAUCGCCUGCGGCGACAGCCACUGCCUCGCCGUCACCGUCGCCGGCCAUGUCCACAGCUGGGGACGCAACCAAAAUGGCCAGCUUGGGCUUGGCAACACCGACGACUCCUUGAUCCCACAAAAGAUUCAAGCUUUUGAGGGUGUCCGUGUAAAAAUGAUUGCUGCUGGUGCUGAGCACACUGCUGCUGUAACAGAAGACGGUGAUCUUUAUGGAUGGGGUUGGGGUCGGUAUGGCAACUUGGGACUUGGCGAUCGCGAUGACCGCCUUAUCCCAGAGAAAGUUUCUUCCGUGGAGGGUCAAAAGAUGGUGCUUGUUGCAUGCGGAUGGCGCCAUACCAUCACCGUGUCCUCCUCCGGUAGCAUCUACACAUAUGGAUGGAGCAAGUAUGGGCAGCUAGGGCAUGGUGAUUUUGAGGAUCACCUAGUUCCACACAAGUUGGAAGCAUUGAAGGAUACUACCAUAUCUCAGAUUUCAGGUGGAUGGAGGCAUACAAUGGCACUUGCAGCAGAUGGGAAACUUUAUGGAUGGGGGUGGAACAAGUUUGGGCAGGUCGGUGUUGGCGAUAAUGAAGAUCACUGCUCCCCGGUGCAUGUCAAUUUUCCAAACGGACAGAAAAUUGUUCAAGUUGCUUGUGGAUGGAGGCACACUCUUGCUCUUACAGAAACUAAGAAUGUUUUCUCAUGGGGAAGGGGCACCAGUGGACAGCUUGGCCAUGGUGAAAUAGUUGAUAGGAACACACCAAAGAUGAUAGAUGCCUUGAGCUCGGACGGAUCAGCUUGCAAGCAGCUGGAGUCAUCAAAAGCAGUCCCCAUGUCAGCUAAAGUUUGGGUCUCUCCAUCGGAGAGAUACGCCAUCGUCCCUGAGGAGAAGGCUGGAAAAAGCAAUGGGACAGAGACUCGUGUGCCCCAGGGCGAAGUGAAGAGGAUGCGCAUCUGAUCAUUCAGCACAUAUACGAUCUUCUUCUUCCACUUAGUUAACCCUAGCAUUAUUAGCAGCAUUAUCUAAACAACAAAUAACAUUGUGCCUCAUCUCAACUCUAAACUGUUGUAGUAACAUAUGCAGAUAUGCUGCCACAAGUCUUAAUUAGUGUGUUGCGUUUUAUUGCUUAAAAUAAUCAGCAAUAUUACUCCCGGUGUCCAGUGAGUCAGCUGGCAGUUACUGUAUGACAGCAUGCGUAUGAACUGCUACAGGUACUAGUACCAAUGUAUAAAAAAUAAUCAGUCAGUUUAUUAGCCUGCUUGUCAUUGCAAGCAAAAGAUUGAAUAAAAUAGUCAGUUUAUUAGCCUGCUUGUCAUUGCAAGCAAAAGAUUGAAUAAAACGAAUGGGUAGACAUAUAUUUAAAAGUUAACGAUGUCAAACACAAAAAAAUCGUCGGGAGUACUGAAAAAAUUGGCAUACCUCCUGCCAACCACAUUGUUUAGAAACCAUACAUGAGCUUGUAGUAGAAAAACACAUCAAAAGUCAAUACCCACAAGU